AUGGCGACGCCUCUCUUUCGAGGUCAGAGCGCCAAUACCACCCCCACACGCAUUCGGUACGUACCAGCCGGUCGCAACUACGAUGAGUUCUUCAAGAACUUCGUCAAUGCAGAAGCCAACCCGUCCUCUGCGCCUGUCUUCCUCGACCAGCCCAGCACGGCCGUCAACGUACGCGAGCAGUCUCUCUCGACGACCUCAGAGGAUCGCCGUGCACCCGCCGAGAUGUCAUCCGCUCCUCGAUCGAGCCACAUGGCGACGCCUGUCUUCCGUGGGGAGUCCAGCACAACCGUCAAUCUACGCGAUCAGUCUCGCUCGCCAACCUAA
Molecule: messenger RNA, 324 nt
Organism: Zasmidium cellare ATCC 36951
Lineage: Eukaryota; Fungi; Ascomycota; Dothideomycetes; Mycosphaerellales; Mycosphaerellaceae
Exons: 1
Coding region: 1-324 (107 amino acids)
Source: RefSeq, a predicted model, not a curated record